Glycine soja is the source of this 820-nucleotide messenger RNA. RefSeq lists its product as uncharacterized. The coding region runs from base 112 to 585 and encodes 157 amino acids. The record is from RefSeq and is a predicted model, not a curated record. The transcript is spliced from 5 exons. NCBI's taxonomy places the organism in Eukaryota, Viridiplantae, Streptophyta, Magnoliopsida, Fabales, Fabaceae. Gene Ontology annotation, cellular component: chloroplast thylakoid membrane; chloroplast inner membrane.
UAAAAUUGCAGAGAAAGACAAUGAAUAAAACCAACUUGUCUACUCGUAAAUCGUAAUCUCCUAAGCUAUAACAACGCCCUCUCUCUCUCUCCCUCCCUCUCUCUCUCUCUCAUGGCAACUUGUUUCGCUCCGUUCUCCGUUUCAGGUGGAUCUCAUGAGCUGUGGUUAACAAAGCGAGUUGGACCUAAGCUCACUGUUCAAAGGAGAUCAAACCUUGUGAUCAAGAGGAACCACACUUCUUCAAUUAGUGCAGAAUACCGUGAUAAUAGAGGAGGUGGAGGUGGGGAUUUUGUUGCUGGCUUUCUUCUGGGUGGUGCAGUUUUUGGAACUCUAGCUUAUAUCUUUGCUCCCCAGUUUGUGAUGCAGAUCAGAAGAUCUCUGCUAAACGAAGAUGAGUAUGGGUUUCGCAAGGCCAAAAGACCAAUAUAUUACGAUGAAGGGUUAGAGAGGACCAGGCAGACCUUGAAUGAGAAGAUAGGCCAACUAAACUCUGCCAUUGAUAAUGUAUCUUCGCGUUUGAGAGGUGGCAACAACGUACCUGCUGCAAAGAUAGAAAGUGAUCCUGAGGUGGAAGCAACCAUGUGAGACGCAUUCAGUUUGAUACUGUGGUCGAUGAUGUUUUAAAUUGGUGGAAAUAUAAUGAAUUGAAAAUGAAAUCUCUUCUUUUUUUUGACGGUUUGAAGGAUAAAAUCUUGCUGGGACUAAUGUAGUUUUUCUAAAGACUGGACUAAAUAGUUAAAGCUGUCAAAUUUUUACCUUCCCCCCCAUCCCCCCUUUAAUAAUGGAUGAUUUUUGUUUCUGUGCAUGAUGCAAUUUGGAA